Messenger RNA from Aspergillus heteromorphus CBS 117.55, 198 nucleotides. Its product is annotated as ATP19 family protein. The record is from RefSeq and is a predicted model, not a curated record. The transcript has 2 exons. NCBI's taxonomy places the organism in Eukaryota, Fungi, Ascomycota, Eurotiomycetes, Eurotiales, Aspergillaceae. Bases 1 to 198 code for a protein of 65 amino acids. Gene Ontology annotation, biological process: proton motive force-driven ATP synthesis.
AUGGUCGUCUACUACCAGAUCGCCGGCAAGCAGAUCGGCUCCCACUACCUCGCCAUGGGCGUCCUCGGUGCCCUCUUCGGCGGUGUCAAGCUCGCCACCAGCGGUGGUGGCCAGCCCAAGCAGGCCGCUCCCCCCAUCAAGGCCGAGUCCAAGGACGAGGAGGUCUUCAUCCAGUACGUUUUUGACCUUGACCGGUGA